CUCAGAUCAGUCAUUUUUUUUCACAACCCCCAGCCCCCCCUCGCCGGAAAAUCGGCCCUUUCACAUUCUCCCUCGAUUUUCCGGCCAUAACUCCCUCUCCCGACCUCCAAAUCGCAAACCGCGAGCGCCCCCACGCUCCUGGCGUCGAGGAGCACAUUCCCCAACGCUUUGGGCUGAUUUGGCUGCGGUUGGGUCGCCGGCGGUGAGUUUUCCGGCGAGUCUCCGGUGUGUUUUCCGGCGAUUUUGGGUGCUUCUCUCCACUUUCUUCCUCUUUCUCGUGGUAUCUUCUUGAGUCUCCAGGUGUGUUCUCUUUGUCUUUUCUUAUAUUUUUGGAGAAUCGAUACCUAGAGUUAGGAGAAGAACUUUUAAUUGUGGAAUGCAUGGUUUGGGGAAUAUUUUGGGGUUUGGGGGAUGAUUGGGCUGAUUGCAUGUUGAAUGGCCUGUGUGAAUUGUGAUUUUUCUGUGAUGCCUCGAUUGGUGCUAUUUAGAGCAGUUGUGGUUGCUUGUUUAACCGGGGGCCUAGUCCACUGUCCAAAUCGCUUGAUUUGAGGGUCCCCGGUGUGUUCAGCUAGUAUUUCUCGUAUGAUGGGUAUGUUUGUGUCGCCGGGAGUCUAGCCCACUGUCCAUAUCUACCGGUAUGAGGACUCCCGGUGUGGUUUGGCCUAACAUUGACCCCGUUUGCUUGUGUACCCUUUGUCCUUCAUUGUGUUUUGCAGGAUCAUGGAGGAUUAUCUUGACCGGCUGAACAUUAUCCAGCGCCAUAAGCUGCGGAACCUCUGCCCCCGCAAAAUCGCCGAGCACCAUCACCUCGAUUGGGAGGUGUUCGAGGAGCUUAGUGCCAGGCCACAGAUGGAGGUUGCGGUCUGCUCCCCUGCCUGGAGGCGUCUGCUCACCCUUGCUGAGCCGACCUACAAGGAGUUGGUCUUGGAGUUCUACGCCACCUUCACUCACACUCAGAAGGGGAAUUCCGAUCACGCUAAUGCAGUCCAGUUCACUCUCGGUGGGGUGGAGCACUCCCUCAGCUACUGGGAGUUCGCCAAUGCACUUCGCCUCAACUCCCGGGAAGCUGGUGGGCCGCCUCUACGCCUUGAUCUCGCUGAUCCCACGGACUUCCCUUCUCAGGCGUACUUUCAGAGCAUCUGCCUGCCCGACAGUGUGGAUCAACAGUACGUGGCCAGCCAGACGCGGGCUUCUCUCCUCCGUCCGGAGUGGCGGAUCCUCAACCACCUGAUGUGCACUUCCUACACACCCAGCGCAGGCUCGGCCAACCGGGUCACGCUCCGUACACUCUGGUUGAUGCAUGCGAUGGGUCGUUCUGAGGACACCAUCCAGCUGGGCUCUGUACUGGCGAGGACAUUCACGAAACCAGCCAUCAGCACGACUCGCGCCCUCGUUUGUGGGCCGGUGAUCACCGCCCUGGCCCGCAACUACGGGGUGGAUUUCACCUGGAUGACUUUGGUGUGCGCGCCGUCUCCACUCAGCGAGGCUACUCUUCGCAACCAGCACCUGCUUGCUCACCACGGGCGUCAGCGCUGGAUCGAGGGCCUUCCUCAGCCACCUCCUCCUGCCGAGGGUGACCAGGCCGAGUCGAGCGCCGCUGGUGGGCGCCGAGGUCGCCGUCGCAUUCCCCGUCGGGCUCAGGCUCCCGCGAGCCCCUCUCCUGCUCCCCGGUCUCCUUCUCCUGGGUCACCUCCUCCAGUGGUGGUGCCCAUCUCCGAUCAGUUGGCGGCGAUCUCACAGCAGAAUGACCGCAUCCUGGCCGGCCAGGAGCUCCUCCACACCCGUCUUGAUCGUGAACGGGACCGAGGGCGUCGUAUCUUGUCCGGGCAGCACUACAUCAUGUCCUACUUGGGCUUGGACCCGAACGCGGUCCACUACCCGUUCGUGCAGUCCCCGGGGUUUGAGGAUGAGUACCCUCCACCCACCGGCGAUGGUGGUGAUGCUGUCUAGAGCGGGUUUUGUACUUUAUCUGUUUUCCAGACUGAGACUCCGUGAUUUGUGGUUUCGUUUUGUUUUGUUUUAUCUCGGAUUGUAGACUUGGUACUCUGACUUCUAUCACCCAGUGUGUGUUUUUGUGUCUCUAGCUCUGUGCCCCUUCUUUUGGCUGGUCCGCCAUCCAGUCAGCGUUCCUGACCACUGUUUCACGGUAACAUCGUUCCCCUUCCCUCUGCUCCAUUGAGGACAUUGUCGCGUUUAAGUGUGGGGGGGUUCUUUGUAUGAAUUGGAACGUAUAUAUAUGUGUGCUUGGAGCCUAGUCCACUGUCCAAAUCUUGAGAUUUGAGGGCUCCAAGCACGGCUGUUUGCUUGAUUGAUCGUAUUGGCACCGUGGAUAUGAUUAGUGAAUUGAAUGGCUUUUGACUUGAUACAUGGCAACUUGAGUGUGACUUAGACGACUUAUCCUGAUGACUGAGAUGUGCAGUAGAAUUGUGUAGGAGUUCAGUUUCUCAACUGUCUGCUCACCAAAUGUGACUUGGUUUGAUCACUUGCUUUUGACAGUCAUUUAUGCAUCUAGUUCAGGGAAUCAGAACGAGAGAUAGAGCAUAUAGGUAGCCAUGUGAGACUUGAGCCUGCUCGUUUCUUUCUUGUGCGAUAGUUUUCUCUUCCAUGAUAUGCAGCAUUCACGUUGUCAUUAGCUAAGAUGAUGGAGGCAUAGGAUUAGCCCACGACCAAAUUGACUGUCCUAGUGUGUCAUACCCCUAGUCAGCCCCUUUGAGCCGUGUGUUUCCCUUUCUUUCGGUCUUCAAUGAAAAGUCACCCUUUUGCAUCUUUUAGAAGGUUCCACAGAGUGAUUUUUACUUCUUCUCUGCUGUUUCUGCUAAAUGUAAUGUGAGGGUUGGAGGUACUGCUUAAAAGUUGGGCAAGUGUUUGAAAUUGUUCAGAGGUGGUGGUUUUCUUAAGAAAUGAAAAAAAAAAUAAUGAAAGAAAAUCAAAGAAAAAAAUGAAAGCAAAAGAGCACCACCACCAAAACUCUGAGUAAUGCCCAUGUAAUAGUGUUUCUUAGCAGUCUGGCUUAGAAAUACUAGCAUUUAUGUAACCUCCUUCGCUCUUGUGUUUUGAACUUGAGUAAUGCAGAAUAGCAGAAAGAAAGUUAUGGGUUCGAUUGAUUGUGAAUCUGUUGGGUUUGGAAAUGUGGAACCUUGUGCUGUAUGAAUACUUCCACCACCUAAAAGGCCUUUUCCCCAUGUCCAAGACCCUAGCCAGUCAUCUGAACCUGUGUCUAAGACCUCCGGAUUAGUUAGUGAUGACACCCCAUAUGUGACUCUAGCACUUAGAGGCUGCAUUCAUGGUGAAGAGAUGUUAGGGAUUGAAUUGAGCAUGCACAUUUUUCGCAUCAUAUUGUCCUGACCCCACUGGUCGAGAGUGAGCGAUUCAUUUUCUCUUAUUCUGUGUACUCUUUAUCCCGGUGAGGACCUAGAUUGCUCGGUCUUAAUUCUGAUAUCUUGAACUUUGUGUAUGAUGUGACUGUUUCGAACAAGUGGUUGAGUCAAGUCUAUGUUGGUUGGUGAACAGAAGGGAGACCCUUCUUUUGCUCGAUUUUACUGCAUUCGAAUGUCAUCUGUGGUGGUUGUCUAGGUUGUCAGUGAGGUUGUCCAUGUGUUAAUGAUCGAAAGCCAGUAUGAUCCACGUGUUUUGUGCCGAUAUGUCAUGCCUUGUUGUUUUGAGCUUACCUUGUGUCUGACUUGGUUUGCUUGAGGACAAGCAAACGGUUAAGUGUGGGGGAGUUUGAUAACGAUGUAAUUGCACAUGUUUGCGCCCCUAGUUCUUAUCCGUUUGAGGGGCAUAGUCGUGUGUUUUGGCCUAUUUUACGCCGGGUUGUGCUAUUUUGUCAUGUUUCAGGUCCCAGGCGUUAAAGGGAAGGCUAACCGCGAGUUUCGGGGCAUUCGGAAGUCAUUUCGGUGAGCUGGAGCCAAAACACGGGCAGCCCAAGGAAUUACACGGCCGUGUACUUCUGGCCGUGCUUUUUAUGCCGAGAGCAUAUUCAGUUUGGCCGAUUCAGCUGCAAACACGGGCACCGAAGCACGGCCGUGUUCAGGCAAAGCACGGCCGUGUACCUCGCGAAGCACGGCCGUGUUUCCAACAGCUGCUGGCCGUGUAAUUAAACACUGGCCGAAACACGGGCAGGCUCAGGCAAAGCACGGCCGUGCCCUCGACCGUGCUUUGGCUGAUGCCUUUUUAAGCAGAUUUUCAGCCAAACAGAAGGGGAUUCGAGUUUUUGAGAGAAAGAACGACUUCUAGAGAGAGAAAGUGACGAGCAAGAGUUCACAAGUGCCCUAGAUUGAUCUUCAACACCAUUGGAGGCCAGCUUGAGCUUGGAGAAGUGCCAAUCAACGUCCAGAAGCAGGAAUCCAUCCUUCGCAGUAUGAAUUCCGUGUCUGAAUCUGCUUUUGCUUUCUUCUCUAUGGAGUAGUUCUCCCAUUCAUCUGGGUAUGGAGAACCCUAGAUUUGUAUGUUAGGCUUUGAUUGUAUGAACCCAAGUACUGAUUCUGUGAUUGAUUAUAUUCGAUUGAGGUUUUAAUGAUUGAAUGACUUGAAUCCUGAUCAAAUUCCUGUUGUUUCUGCUUUAACCUAGAAUGAGAAUAUCUGCCUAGGUUAAUAGAGUAUCCUUGAUUGAAGGUAGGGAGUUGGUGACUUUAGUCGAGGAACCAACUCACUAUUCUGUACCGGAUUUACUCCGGUAGUGGAGGUUUUGUUCUUAGGGCCUCAAUCUAUCGACUCCGGUGGAGGUUAGUCGCCCGCUAGAGAGUCAGAUUGAGAGGGUCUGAAGACCUUUAGUCGAGACUUCAGGCUGUUUAAGAACCUUCCGCAGUAUAACCAUCAUAGAAACUGAACUUGGUAAUUACAAUCCGGCUUAACUGCAGUCUAGGGGGAACCAUAUCCGGGUGACCUCUUUAACCUUAAUACAACCGUUUACCUGCU
Molecule: messenger RNA, 4917 nt
Organism: Linum trigynum
Lineage: Eukaryota; Viridiplantae; Streptophyta; Magnoliopsida; Malpighiales; Linaceae
Source: the annotation of a GenBank genome assembly